GAAGGAGUUGUUCACGUUAUGUAUAUAUAAAACCAACAUUGGCAUGUGGCCAAGCAAGGUGUUACAACUUAUGAUAAGGAAAGUGAAACCCCGUUAUUGUGUUCGUCGCCCUAUGAUUGCUCCCAUCGCCGCCGCUCCAACCGCCGCAAGGAAAAUUCCAAGAGGGAUAGGGUCUUGUUAGCGCUGCUUAGACAAUUCAUCUCCUUCAUUCCCAUCCCUUUUGUUCCCCAUCAAAAUCCAGUCCUCCACUGAACACAAGAACCAGAAGCAUUACCAAUUUGGUGAGUUGUGAUGAGGAAACUAAGAUGGGUAAUGGAUGGAGGAGGGUUUUGGAAUUUAGACAUUUCAACUCCAAAAACACUUGAUGGUUUUGCUUCACCUGUUCCUGAAGACCCUCUCACUUUAGGUGGUUUAUCAAGAGGUACAAGACUUUCCAGACCAAGACAACUUCAAUUUAUGCAACUUUUCAUGAAUGCCCCUCUUGUUCCUACUUUUUCAAAACCUCAAGGUUUCAAUCUUCAACGUGUUUUAUCACUACCCUUUUCUGAGAAUUGGCUUGUAUUUUUACUGGGUCAGUUCAAUUUGCAGAAGUUUGUUUCCUCUGUUAAGAGCAGUGAGGAAAAGCCAGAGCGGUUUUCCUCUUGGCUAAAAUCAGUUGGGAGAAACCUACGGGAUAGAUCUUUGUAUGCCUUGGGAUUAUGUUCAGAGUUGCAGUUAACACCGGAUGAUACUUUACUUUUUGGCUUAGAUUCAUAUGACUAUGCCGAUAAACCUCGUGGGAAAGCUGUCUUUCGUCAUAAGUUUCCACAUCAUGAUCUAACGGCGGAGGCAGUUUAUCCCGGUCUUUUUGUUGAUAAGAUUGGUAAUUACUGGGAUGUACCCUUUUCAAUGGCUAUUGGUCUUGCUUCUGUGACUACCAGUGACUCUUCUGUUGGUUAUCAUUUGUCCGCGCACUACAAUUCUGGGUCACCCAAGCAGUCUGAAAGUAUUCAAAAUCAAGAUGAUAGUGUACCAUCUCUUCAAAAAAGAGACGAUAAUGUACCAUGGACUCUACUUCCGGGUUUGGCUUUCAAAAGUGUCUUUUCUUAUAGGAAAAGCCUCGAUAUUUGGAGAAGCGAAACUCCUAAAUUGAAAUUGGUACAACCAUAUGACAUCUUUCUUUCAAACCCUCACGUGUCUGCCUCAGGGAUGAUUGGUGCUGCUGCAUCCGCAUAUGUUGGGGAGAAUUCGACAAAAGCACAAAUAGACGACGAUGGACAACAUUCUGCAGGAUUGUUUCUUCAGUCAUCUAGAUUAAAGUCUUCUUUUCUAGCAGAUAUAUUUGGAUCCGUUUCAUUUACAGCCCAACAUGGAAACUUCCAAAGGCUUUUUCUAGAUCUUUCACGGUUUCAGGCACGGUUAGAAUUUCCUUCUGGCUCCAAAUUCCUUUCGGGUGCAACAAGUCUUGCUCAAGAUCUUCUCAAUUCUCAAAAGCCCAAUAUGGAAGCUGUUCAGGCGGUUUGCCCCAAUGCUACCUUAUCUUAUCAGCAGCAGAUUGUUGGUCCUGUCAGUUUCAGAGUAGAUUCAGGAAUUGCAGUUGAUCUGAAGAACCCUAAGUUUCCUAUACAAGUACAACUGCAAGAACCUGUCCUUGCUCUUGAGUAUGCAUUGCAUGUACUUGGUUCAGCAAAAGCGGUUGCUUGGUGUUGCCCUAAGCGCCAAGAGUUUAUGGUAGAACUUCGUUUCUUUGAGACAUAAGCCGAACCAGGAUCCUCUACUGUCGGCUUUAUGGUGCAGCAGGCUGUAGUGGAUCCAAUGAGACAUAAUUCAUAGUCAAUAAGCAUUGUAGAAAUCACUUACUUUCCUUAUAAAUUGAAAAACACAUUUGUCAUGAAAGCAAAAGUUGGUAAAUGUUCCAUUGAUUAUCAUGCUUUUCCAUUUCUUUGCAAAUGAUUAUUUCUCUUGUAUUUCUAUCUGUUGUUAUUGUAGUUCCUAAUUUCAUUAAUUACAAGGAUGACUAAUGUAAUAAAUUUUUGUUUCAUAAAAAAAUGUAAUCAAAUUUUGUA
Messenger RNA from Trifolium pratense (red clover), 2045 nucleotides. Its product is annotated as protein TRIGALACTOSYLDIACYLGLYCEROL 4, chloroplastic. Gene Ontology annotation, molecular function: phosphatidic acid binding. The transcript is spliced from 5 exons. Bases 292 to 1737 code for a protein of 481 amino acids. Gene Ontology annotation, biological process: acylglycerol transport; ER to chloroplast lipid transport. The record is from RefSeq and is a predicted model, not a curated record. Gene Ontology annotation, cellular component: chloroplast envelope. Lineage: Eukaryota; Viridiplantae; Streptophyta; Magnoliopsida; Fabales; Fabaceae.